CUAAGCCCCCCGGGCGUGCAGCGCCUCCCCUCAGCGGCCGCCAGGGCGCGCACCCCUCGGCGCUGCGCGUCGUCUCCUCCUCCCACGUCCCGGCGUCGCCCGCGCCUCUGGCUCCCGGCAGGCACCGCGCGCGGCAGGGGCCCGAGGGCCGCUGCCUGCCCUCCUCCUGCCCGAGCGGCCGCCGGGCUCACGUGACCGCCGGGCGGCCAACUGCGUUUGAAGCUGGGCUUCUCCUCCGCCCCUUCUCCGCCCCGCAGCGCUUCUGCGAGCAGAGCGAGCUAAGAUGGCGACGGUGGAACCGGAAACCACUCCCAAUCCUCAGCCUUCAGAAGAGGAGAAAACCGAGCCAGCACCUAGUCAGGAGGUUGCCAGCCCUGAGCAAUAUAUUAAGCAUCCACUACAAAACAGAUGGGCACUCUGGUUUUUUAAAAAUGACAAGAGCAAAACUUGGCAAGCAAAUCUCCGUCUUAUCUCGAAGUUUGAUACUGUUGAAGACUUUUGGGCUUUAUACAACCAUAUCCAGCUCUCUAGUAAUUUAAUGCCUGGUUGUGACUACUCGCUCUUUAAGGAUGGGAUUGAACCCAUGUGGGAAGAUGAGAAAAACAAGCGAGGAGGCCGAUGGUUAAUUACACUAAACAAACAGCAGAGACGAAGUGACCUCGAUCGCUUCUGGCUAGAGACACUGCUGUGCCUUAUUGGGGAGUCAUUUGAUGACUACAGUGAUGAUGUAUGUGGUGCUGUUGUUAAUGUUAGAGCUAAGGGUGAUAAAAUAGCAAUAUGGACGACUGAAUGUGAAAACAGGGAUGCUGUUACGCAUAUAGGGAGAGUAUACAAGGAAAGAUUAGGACUUCCUCCAAAGAUAGUGAUUGGUUAUCAGUCCCACGCAGACACAGCUACUAAGAGCGGCUCCACCACUAAAAAUAGAUUUGUUGUUUAAGAAGACACCUUCUGAGUAUUCUUUCUUAGGAGACUGCGUCAAGCAAUCGAGAUUUGGGAGCUGAACCAAAGCCUCUUCAAAAGCAGACUGGACUACAUUUAAAUUUGAUUUCCAUCUGAGUGUUGCUAAGAUUUGUGAGAAGUCUUUAUUCGCCUUUGUCUUAUACUUCUGUGUUCAAGUUUUUUCUAUUUCGGCUGAAGUAACCAUUACCAGUCAGAACGUUAGUGCACUUCUCCCUCUGAAUCCAUAAAUGCUUUUCUGGCCCACUCUGUAGUAGCUUGAUAGAAACAUUUAAGAGGGGAAAAAAAAAUUGUUUGUCCACAGUAUUCAGAAAAGAAGUUGCAUUUCUGUCCCUGCAGGAAAUUGCUCUGUUUUACAUUUGCAUUGUAUGCAGUAACAUUUUGCUGGUUUGGAAAAGAGUAUGGUGCAUACAGUUUUCUAGCAAUCUCUCUUUUUUUUUUUUUUAAACAGCAUCAUCUUUGCUGUAACCUUUGCUGGUGGCUGCUAGAUUAAUUUAUUUGUUUUCCCUAUUUGAUAACAGUAGUGACACUUUGAUCUCAGUUGGUUUUGCUCAUGUAACGUUUGGUGAAGAAUCUGGGAAUAUGACAAAGGUGGAAUAAACAUAAAUUUUGUGCAUUCUUUUGGUAAUUUUUUGAUUUAUUUUUUUUUGUAACAUCAAAAACUUUGCUAGAAAUUUAUGCAUUUCAGUCAAAUCAGUGAUCUUUGUGUGAUUUCCUAAACAUAGUUGUGGAUUUUUUAAUGUAACACCGUAAUUUACAUUCCUUACUAGAAAUAGUAUGUCUGUUUUUUUUUAUCUUAAGCUGUAUUUUAACACUUUGUAUUACUUAGGUUAUUUUGCUUUGGUUAAAAUGGCUCAACUAGAAAAGCGGUCCCAUUCAUAUUAAGACAGUGUACAAACCUGUAAAUAAAAUGUGUACAGUGAAUUGUCUUUUAGACAA
Pogoniulus pusillus (Red-fronted tinkerbird) is the source of this 1896-nucleotide messenger RNA. RefSeq names its product eukaryotic translation initiation factor 4E (gene EIF4E). Gene Ontology annotation, molecular function: RNA 7-methylguanosine cap binding; translation initiation factor activity. NCBI's taxonomy places the organism in Eukaryota, Metazoa, Chordata, Aves, Piciformes, Lybiidae. The coding region runs from base 284 to 937 and encodes 217 amino acids. Gene Ontology annotation, cellular component: cytoplasm; eukaryotic translation initiation factor 4F complex. Gene Ontology annotation, biological process: translational initiation. The transcript has 7 exons. The record is from RefSeq and is a predicted model, not a curated record.